AUGGCUGAGGUUGCUGGGCUCGCCAUCGGUAUCAUCGGCCUCGGCGGGCUGAUCGGUGCAUUCAAAGACACCAUCGACCUCUUUACCCUCGUAGUUGACACGCGCCAUCUGGGCCGCCAAUACGAGAUUUUGGACACGAAACUUGACAUCGAGAAAACACUUCUUCUACAGCGGGCAGAUCGCGUCAGACUGCUUCGCAAUGACUAUGACAAGCGGCUCGACGAUGCGAACACCCAGAGGCUUCUGACCCGAAUACUUGCAUCUAUCGGCUCCAUCUUGUCGGAUUCGGAGGGCUUGCAGGAGCGAUAUGGCCUGCGAUCCGAAGAUGAUGCAUCUCUGGCUGCGGACCCCAUCGCACCAGCAUCAUCCCACUUGGUUGCUUCCGGUCUACCCUUGGAGGCGUUGACGAGGGAAUUGCCCAGCCCGCCCACCGACAAGGCUCGCCGCAACCGUUGGCGCAUCAGUCAACCGCGGAUGGACAAAUUUGUCCGAGACUUUAAUGCUCUCCAACUGCGCGCUGGCUCUCGGGAGAAGGCGGCGUCGGUCCUUUGUAAGGCGCGCUGGGUCAUUCGAGACAAGCAAAAGUUUGAGCAUCUGAUUCAAGACCUCGCACAUUUCAUCUCGAAGCUCAGCGAGGUUAUCCCGGCUACAAGCUACGACCCGGCCUCUGCCUCUGACAAUGCCAUGAUUACCAGCGACCUUGCGCUCAUCAAGACGAAUUUGGGGCAUCUGAAGAUAAUCCUGGAAGCAUCCGAGGGCCAACACCGGGCCAUAGCUGAGUCUACGCAACACGCCAUCGACAAGACACACCAAGAUCACGUGCUGGACACAUUGUGGUUUCGAAGAAUUAACGACCGAAAGGACAGCAUCGCCGAAGCUCACAGAAAGACGUUCCAAUGGGCGCUAGAAGAGCCACCGAAAGGUACAGAUGCCUGGGAUAGCCUCCCGGCCUGGCUCCGGCAUGGAUCCGGCAUUUACUGGAUAUCGGGGAAAGCGGGGAGCGGGAAGUCGACACUCAUGAAAUACAUAUACAGCCACGGCCUCACUGAUACCAUGUUUUCCCAGUGGGCCAAUGGUGGCCGCUAUGUCCGAUGCCACUUCUUUGUCUCCAACCUCGGUUCCGACGAGCAGAAGACGCAGGACGGGCUUUCGCGAACCUUGUUGCAUCAAAUUCUGUCGCAGAGGCCGUCCCUCAUCCAACACGCGCUCCCCAACAUGUGGAAAGAGUCCCUAGAGAGUCAAAGGACAGAGAGCAUCGGCUUACCCUCUGCAACCGAGACGCGUCGCGCACUUGAGGUCAUCGCUGGCCACGCAUCCAUUGUAGGACGGUGCUGUCUCUUCAUCGAUGGCCUCGACGAGUUCGUGGGCGACUAUGCGGAUGCCGUCGACUUCGUCAAGCAGCUUGCCAAGAGCGAGGACAUCAAGGUUGUCGUCUCGAGUCGGCCAGUUCCAGCAUGUGUUGACGCUUUUCGGUUUUUACCGCGUCUACAGCUACACCAUCUGACGCAGACCGAUAUUCAAAUGUAUGUCAACGAGGUCGUCGGCGGCCACCCGUCCAUGCAGAGCCACAUGAGACGUUUCCCACAAGAUUCCCAGAAGCUCUUGAGUGAACUGGUGCAGAAGUCGUGCGGUGUAUUUCUAUGGGUCAUCCUCGCGUGUCGGUCCGUCCUUGGCGGUUUUGCUGACAGUGAUCGACUCUCGGAGAUCCGUCGCCGCGUCGAUGAACUCCCACCCGAACUCGAAGACAUGUUUAGGCACAUGCUCGGCAAGGUCCAAAAACGGCACCAGCGGCAGGGCGCGCAGCUGUUCAAGAUAUGCCAUACUUACCAGAAGACAAACUCCCCGUUCUUGCGCACGGAUUUAUUUGCGCUUGGUCUCGCAUUGGUUGACGACUAUCACACGGGUCCGAUAUCGAUCAAAGCCGUGACCGCCGAAGACGACCGUGAGAUUUGUGAGGAACUUGAAGGCCGACUGAGAAGUCGCUGCGGUGGCUUGCUGGAGAUGAAAACUGCUAGAACCCCCCCAGCUGGAAAGGAAAUUGGCCCAAAGGUGUCGUUCAUGCACCGCACCGUAUUUGAAUUUCUCAAUAACGCCGACGUCUGGAAGUUGGACUGCUUACGGACUCAAGAUGCCGCCUUCGAUGCCGCUACGGCAUUGUCCCUCUAUGGCAUCCACAUGGCCGUACAAGCGCUGUCCGAGACAAAUGACGUUCAGGCCAUGGACCAUCUCGAGGUAGGGCUUUGGUGGGGAGUGGUGGCCGAUCGGGAGAGGCCCGGCGACACUCGGAAUUGCUUCUUUCACCUCGGGCCCUUUCUCGACGCUCUCAGUCAGCCGGGAAGGCAGUUGUGGACGGCGACCAUGCAGAGACUUAAACAGCUAUACGCCACCAUCAUUCCCGCGGCCCCUCCUGGACACCCUUCGGCCCGCUUCAUGUUGGCUGUUGAAGCCGGAGCGUUGAACUUUGUCCGGCAGCACCCUGACUUCGCGGCGGCCAAGGCUCGGAACCGCCGCUGUCCGUGUCAAACAUGCAGGCCAAUUCUCAUCCACGCGGUCUCUAAGCGGUGUCUCAGUCAUAAGUUUAACGACGAGCCGUCAGACGGGAUAUUCAGCCGUACCGAAAUGACCCGACUGCUCCUCAAGUCUGGAUUUGAGGGCGCCGAUCUUCUCGAGGAUAUCUGUGUGUUGUGGAUGGACAAUCUUUGGCUCUGGGUGGAUGAGUCCGGACAGCCCGAGGGCUCCAAGCUAAGCGGACGGGAAAGACUGCUUCUUCAGAGCACAGCAAGAGCGUUCCUGGAGGCGGGCGUUGAUCCCAAGUUAAUCCACCCCUUCCUGAAAUCAGUCGACCCAAGCUACGUGGGAACGGAAAUGGAGAUAUAG
Molecule: messenger RNA, 2877 nt
Organism: Chaetomium fimeti
Lineage: Eukaryota; Fungi; Ascomycota; Sordariomycetes; Sordariales; Chaetomiaceae
Product: prion-inhibition and propagation-domain-containing protein
Exons: 2
Coding region: 1-2877 (958 amino acids)
Source: RefSeq, a predicted model, not a curated record